AGAAUGAGAGUGAGGAAGAGUUUGGAGUAUAAGAAAGCGUCUUAAAGAGAUUUCUCCAACUAAUUCUUCAUAUUUUAUAAUCUUUAGGUUGCCCAAACAAAUGACUUGUUAUUGAGUCUUUUGUCUCCUUCAACCUCAUUUCUCUCUCUUUCUCCCAUACCUCUUCAUCACCUUCUCUUCUCCUCCUUUUCUUUCUCUUCACUCCAUAUCCAUAGCUGCUCUUCUGUCUCUUUUCAUUCCAACCCAAAAAUGAUUUUCUAUUCCACCACCUAGUAGAUCACUUUUUUUUUCUUCUUUCUAUAUGUCUAUUAUCUAUUAUAUACUGCACACACUCACAUCACAAACACCAAUAAACAAAACAAAAACAAGGUGAACAACAACACAGUGUUCUUAGACCAAAAAAAAAUUAUAUUUAUUUAUUUACUAUAGUCUUUCUUUCUCUAUAGUAAAUAAAAAUAACUUUCCUUGUUUUCUCUUUCUGUUUCAUUUUGUUUUGUUUUGUUUUUCUCUUAUAAUAUAAAUUAAACUUUUUUUAAUUUAUAUAUCUAUAUAUUUUCUCUCUCUAUUUCCUUGAUGGCUGGUUUGGAUUUAGGAAGUGCAUCGCGCUUUAUGCAAAACCUUCACAGACAAGACUUGCACCUUCAGCAGCAACAUCAGCAACACCAUCACGAUUCCGAAGAGCAAGAAUCGAAUCGAGUUGGUGGCGGCGUUGGUGGUGGUGCAGCACCGUUUUCAUCCAACGACGAAGAUGACCGAAGCCAAGGCUUGGAGUUAGGUUCGGCUGCGGGUCCAGGUGACGUAGUCGGACGUCGUCCACGUGGCAGACCGCCAGGCUCGAAAAACAAGGCGAAACCUCCGGUGAUUAUCACGAGAGAAAGCGCCAACACUCUCAGAGCUCAUAUUCUUGAAGUUGCUAGCGGUUCUGAUGUUUUCGAAUGUGUUACGAACUACGCUCGCCGCCGUCAGCGUGGGAUCUGUGUUUUAAGCGGAACUGGCACGGUUACGAAUGUUAGUCUCAGGCAGCCGGCGGCGGCUGGUGGUGCUGUGACUCUUCAUGGAAGAUUUGAGAUAUUGUCUUUGUCUGGAUCUUUUCUGCCACCGCCGGCUCCUCCUGGAGCGACUAGUUUGACGAUUUAUCUUGCAGGAGGUCAGGGACAGGUGGUCGGAGGAAGUGUGGUUGGUGAACUCAUUGCGGCGGGACCGGUGAUUGUGAUUGCUGCUUCGUUUACUAAUGUGGCUUAUGAGAGGUUGCCUUUGGAUGAUGAGGAACAGGUUCAGAUGCAGACAGUGGCGGGAGGUGGUGGUUCUCAAGGCUCUGGUAGUGGUGGUGCUGGUGGCGUUGGUGGCGUUGGUGGUGGGAAUACUAGUCCAUUUCCUGAUCCAUCUUCUGGUUUGCCGUUUUUCAAUCUGCCUUUGAAUAUGCAGAAUGUUCAGUUGCCUGUUGACGGUGGUGGUUGGGCGGGAAACAACUCCGCUUCACGUCAACCUUUUUGAGGAUUUAGAAUUUAUCAAUUCAAUGAAUAAUGUUUUGUUGAUGAUGAUGAGAAUGAUGAUGAAGUUGGAACUUGGAAGUGAUUAUUUUGAAGGUCAGUGUUAAUUUAUGGAAGAAGAUGGUGAUUUAGUAGUGGAUUUUGAGUCAUGUUAUUUACUUGUUUUAGCACAGUCUCAUUGAUUUUUCAAUUGGAUAAUCUUUGGGAUUUUACUUUCCUUGUUAAUUGUUAGUAUUAUUAUUAUUAUUACUAUUAUUAUUAUAUGGAUUAUGAUAUAUAUGAACAUGACUAUUUUAUA
This is a messenger RNA of Lathyrus oleraceus (garden pea), 1788 nucleotides long. Its product is annotated as AT-hook motif nuclear-localized protein 23. Gene Ontology annotation, cellular component: nucleus. Bases 574 to 1494 code for a protein of 306 amino acids. Gene Ontology annotation, molecular function: minor groove of adenine-thymine-rich DNA binding; DNA-binding transcription factor activity. The record is from RefSeq and is a predicted model, not a curated record. The transcript has a single exon. Lineage: Eukaryota; Viridiplantae; Streptophyta; Magnoliopsida; Fabales; Fabaceae.